This is a messenger RNA of Lutra lutra (Eurasian river otter), 4059 nucleotides long. RefSeq names its product ring finger protein 225 (gene RNF225). Gene Ontology annotation, biological process: protein ubiquitination. Gene Ontology annotation, molecular function: ubiquitin protein ligase activity. NCBI's taxonomy places the organism in Eukaryota, Metazoa, Chordata, Mammalia, Carnivora, Mustelidae. The transcript is spliced from 2 exons. The record is from RefSeq and is a predicted model, not a curated record. The coding region runs from base 493 to 1485 and encodes 330 amino acids.
CAGAGGCUUAACCCACUGAGCCACCCAGGCGCCCCUGCCUCUGCAUUUUGUGUACUAGUCAGGACUGCAGCAACCCUGGGUACCCACAGAGUCACUGCUACAUCAGGUUUAUCUGAUUCCACCAGUGGCUUGAAAGUGGAUUCAUGAGGUGAUGGAAGACUUGGGUGGUGGGUUGUUACUGCCCACGCAUGGGACCAGACUCACUGGCCUGUCCCCCUGUGCCAUCUAUCACCUUCCUGCCACCCCCAACAUCCGGCCAACGUCAGGCUUGGUGUUCAUCCUGGAGGGACCUGUCUCAGGGGCGGGCCAGGCAGUCAGACAAGUCUGACAGGUACCUUGGGAACCUGGGAUCUGGAGGGAGUGGUACCAAGGCAGUACCUUCCUGCAGGGAGGGGCACCUAGUAUGCAGCUGCUGGUAGGCCAAGUACUGGGGUCAGAACUAGCAGAGACGUGCCAGGCAGAGGGAGGUGGCACCCAACAGGUCCCGUCCAGAUGCCCUGCCCUCGGCUGCCCUGGCUCCGCCGCUCCCGGGCCCCUCAGGGCUCAGGCCCCAGCUCUCAGAGCUCACUCUCUGCGCCCCGCUCACCCGGCAGGGAGGAGGGCCAAGACGACGACGGCGAGGAGGAGGAAGGGGACGGCAGCCCCGGCUCGGGCCCCAUCCUGACCCCCGCGUCCCCUGUGGAGUGUCUCAUUUGCGUGUCACCCUUCGACGGCGUUUUCAAGCUGCCCAAGCGCCUGGACUGCGGCCACGUCUUCUGCCUCGAGUGCCUGGCUCGCCUGUCCCUGGCCACGGCGGGGGGCGGCGACGCGGUGGCCUGUCCGGUGUGCCGCGCGCCCACGCGCCUGGCCCCGCGCCGAGGGCUGCCCGCGCUGCCCACAACAACCGGGCCUGCUGCCCGUGACGCGCGCGCGCCCCUGCCGCGCCAGGGCUCGGUGCGCUUCGACCGUCGCCGCGGCCUGCUGUACUUGCGGCCGCCGCCGCCGCCGCCGCCCGGGCCGCGCAAGUCCCGCGCCGCGCGCCCACCGCCGCCGCCGCCGCCGCUGCGCCUUGGCCGCCCGCUGUCUCGCCGCCUCUCCCUGGCCAGCCCGGCCUGGGCCUUCAACGCCGCGGUGGCGCUGGCGGUGCUGGUGGCCGCCGGCCUCGUCGUCUCGGGCGUCUACAUCUUCUUCCUCAUCCCCCACGCCGCCUCCUCCGGCCCCGUGCGGCCCCAGCUCGUGGCGCUCGCCCCGGCGCCCGGAUUCUCCUGGUUCCCGCCGCGGCCCCCGCCGGGGACAUCCUGGACGCCGCGCCCCGUGGGUCCUGACCUGGACACCGCCCUGCCAGGGGCUACGGAGGACGUGCUGGAGCCCGAGGGGGACUCCGAGGACAAGGUGGAGGCCGAGGGGACUCUGGACCGGCCCCCCGACCGCGUGUGGGGAGCAGAAGCCGGCCUGGGCUGGGCCCCGCGGGGACGGGGAGGUAGGAGGGUGUGGGCGCCGCGGUAAACGCAUCCGUGCUUCAGGUCCUGUCUCCAGAGCUGGGGUCCUCCGUGUCCUCCUGGUGGGGCCCCUGCCAGGAUCGCUUGCCCUGGGCCUCAGGGAGGCCUUACCAAGGUGCAUGGAAAGCACCCAUUUCUCCGAGGGAGGUCUAGUGAGAUCGUUCCAGGCGUCAUCACCAAGGAGCAGGGACACUCUCAAGGAGCAACCUCUGCCUUCAUUCCCACAAGGGCCCUCUGGGAGCACCCAUAACCCCGAGCAACUGUGGGCAUCCAGCUGAGGCUGUCCUGAGACCCUCUUUGAGAAGGUCCUUCUGGGAGGCACUCCUAAACCUGGUCUCCAUGAGGGCCCAGGUUGGGAGGACCCUUGAUCCUCAUCCCUCUGAGAGUCCAGCUGGGGAGCCCCUCGGACCAACAUUGGGUAGGUACCCUGCUCGAGACCCCAUCAUGCCCCUCCGGAGGGUCCCACUGAGCGCACCUCCCAUUCAUCAUCAGACCCCGGGGGGAGAACCCUCAGCUAGCAGCUUGGGGGGGAAGCCUCUGAUUUAGUCAUCCUGUGGGCUCACUGCAGGUGGCUGGAAGCCCCCAGUCUCUGGGUGGUGAAGCUGCUACUGCUGUUGACCUCUGGCCAUGCCCCUCUGCGUGGCCUAUCGCAGUCCUCCCCACCCCACUAGGGCUGUGGAGUUUAUUUUCCACUCUGCCACCUGCAGGUUGGGUGUGGGUGGGAUCCAGCUAUUUCCAAGCUGGUCCUGGGUUGUCUGCAUGCAUGGCUGGGGCUUGGGCUUGAAGGGGCAGGGGUGGCCAGGCCAGGGCUGAGGAGGGACACAUAGGGCCUGAGCCUCCAAGAUUAGCUCCCACUUGGUUCUGAGCACCAGUCUGCAAGCAGGAGCCUCGACUACUGUUUGGGUCAUGGCUUCUGGGGUCCUGAUAUGCUGUGGGGCAGCUGUGGUCACCAAGGCUCAUACAAGGUUUGCCCUCUAGGUCAGGUCCACAUGAUCUGGGGGGUGGGUGCUCCUGGAUCUUGCUGGCCUGCUCGGAGACAUCCUGGCCUCUCUCCCUGGGUGCUAGAACCCCUAUCACCCCUAUUUCCACUCAUUAAUUUCUCGAGACCAGUUAUUGCAUGUCUCCUCCAGAGUUCCAUCAACUUUUUUUUUGGGCAUCCCUGUUGUACCCUGAGGUGAAGCCUCAGCCUUGGGUAGCAGCCUACAGGGAGGGCAGCUCUUGGGUUCCUGUCCUCCUCCUCUCAGAAGCCUUCCUGGGUCAGUCAUCACAGGGUAGAUGGCUGCCACCCUCUACACAGACUGAACGCAGGUCUUCUGUUUCCCCCAAGGCUCUUGAGCCCACAUCCUCCCUCACUUGGCCCAGGUUUGGGGUUCCAUGUUCUGUGGCUUGGAAUCUGGCAUUUUCCAGAGAGAAAUGUAACUUCUAUGGGGCUGGGGGCUCUCAUUUGAUCUGUUUACACGUGUGUCCUCAGUGCCUGGCACACGGGGGGUGCCAAAUAGUUUUCUGGGGGAGUGACUGGCAUUGCUGGUGACCAAGAGGCAGGCUGGGAAUGCUUGUGGGCACUCUAGGCUCAACUAGCUCGGAGCCACCCUGGUGGAGGCGUGUCAGCCGAGUUCCUUUCGAUGGGACGCUGCUGCUUCCGGUUGGAAAGCAGAGGGGGAAACAUCAGGACAUCCAAGGGAGUGUCUUUCCAGACCAGUUCUUGUCCCACACCCAGGUGCCAGUGUCACCCACAGUGACUGAGAGCAGGGUGCUGGGUCACUGGGCAGCCCUAGCCCCGCCCACACAGGGAGGGGACUUGGUCAGGCUGGAGCAGUGUUGGUGGUCUAGGUUAGUGUCUGCUGACUGCUGCAACAGAGAACUCAGACUAAUUCUGUCACAGUUCUGCAGGCCAGGAGUCUUGAAAUCAUGUUUACCUGGCUAAAAUCAAGUGUCCUUGGGGCUAGCUUCUCCGGAGGGUCCAGGAGAGAAUUUCCUUAGCUUUUCAUCUUCAACACCUGCAUUCCUUGGCUUCUUCCUCUAUCUAUUUUUAUUUUUUUAAGUAAUCUCUACACCCCAUGUGGGACUCAAACUCACAAUCCCAAGACCAGGAGUCCCAUGCUCUACUGACCGAGCUGACUAGGUGCCCUGUCUUCCUCUGUCUUCAAAGGCAGCAGCAUCGUGGCUACAAAGCUCUGACUGUCCUGCCUCCUGCUUUCACUUGUAAGGGUGUCGUGAGAACUUGAGCCCGCCCUGAUAAUCCGGGAUAAUUUCCCCAGAUCAGCAUCUUAAUUUAAUCACAUCUGCAAAGUCCAUUUUGCCAUCUAAGUAGCAGAUUGACAGAUGCUGGGGGUUAGGACCUGGCUAUCUUUGGGGGCCAUUAUUCACCUCACUAUAGCGUCUCAGGUAUCCUUAUUCUCAUCCCUUCCCUCCUCCACCCAAGGCUGGGAGAUUGGGGAGGGGGGCAAAAGUUGGGCCCAGCCAGGAGAGUGAGAAAGGGGCCCUUAGCUGGUGGUGCCCAGAGAGGGGAGAGAAAAUGCUUUCUGCCUGAGGGUGUUCAAGAAAGGCUGCCUGGAAGAAGACCUGCAUCUUCGAAACAGCU